Andrographis paniculata is the source of this 1518-nucleotide messenger RNA. Its product is annotated as alkane hydroxylase MAH1-like. NCBI's taxonomy places the organism in Eukaryota, Viridiplantae, Streptophyta, Magnoliopsida, Lamiales, Acanthaceae. The record is from RefSeq and is a predicted model, not a curated record. The transcript has a single exon. Gene Ontology annotation, molecular function: oxidoreductase activity, acting on paired donors, with incorporation or reduction of molecular oxygen; heme binding; iron ion binding. Bases 4 to 1518 code for a protein of 504 amino acids.
AAAAUGGCGUCACUGACCUACUUAGAAAUCGCGUUUGCACUCAUCUGCGUUUUCUACAUUUGGUGUUUCCGAAACAUCAACGGGCUGCCCUGGAAUUGGCCCCUCCUCGGAAUGCUCCCCGCCCUGUUCUGCCACGUCCACCGCGUCCACGACCGCUGCGUCGACCUUUUCCGACUAACCGGCGGCACCUUCCACCUUAAAGGCCCCUGGUUCGCCUCCAUGGACAUCGUCGUCACCGGCGAUCCGGCCAACGUCCACUUCAUCAUGAGCGCCAACUUCACAAACUUCCCCAAAGGCCCGGAGUUCAAGAAAAUCUUCGACGUCCUCGGCGACGGAAUAUUCAACUCUGAUUCCGAACUGUGGAGCCGCCACCGGAAAAUCGCCCGCAGCCUGAUCAGCCACGAGCAGUUCCGGCGUUUUCUGUUGUGGACGAGCCUCGAGAAAGUCGAACAUGGCCUGGUACCCGUCCUGGAACAUUUUUCUGCGGGCGAUUUGAUCGUCGACUUACAGGACGUUUUCCAGAGGUUCACUUUCGACACUACGUGUAUGUUGGUGACAGGUUUCGAUCCCGGAUGCCUGUCGCCGGAAUUGCCGGAUGUUCCGUUCUCCCGUGCGAUGGACGAAGCGGAGGAGGCGAUCUUCAUGCGCCAUUGCCUGCCGGAAAGCCUGUGGAAGCUCGAGAGAUGGCUUGGGAUCGGGCACGAGAAGAAAAUGAGCCGAGCUCGAGCCAUCCUCGACGAGAUCAUAAACAAGUAUAUAUCGAGAAAGCGAGAGGAAUUGUCGAGGAAAGGCCGGACGCGGGAGCUCAGCUGUGCCGGAAAAAAUGGCGUCGACCUAUUGACGUCGUACAUGGAAGGGGACGAGUCGUUCGACGACGAGUUCCUCCGCGACACGAUACUUAACUUCAUGAUCGCUGGCCGCGACACGACCAGCUCGGCGCUGACGUGGUUCACAUGGCUGGUCUCGACGCAUCCGGAAGUGGAGAAAAAAAUCCGGCAAGAGCUGGCCGGAGUCACGCCGGAGGAAAAUGACAGGACGAGGAGGCCGAGGGUGUUCGGCUCCGACGAGGUCCGCGGCCUCGUCUACCUGCACGGCGCAUUGUGCGAAACGCUCCGGCUGUACCCGCCGGUGCCGUUCCAGCACAAGGCGCCGGUCCAGGGAGUUGUGCUCCCGAGCGGACACUACGUAGACGCGAAGAUGAAAGUGAUGUUCUCGCUGUAUGCAAUGGGGAGGAUGGAGUAUAUAUGGGGGAAAGACGCCGGCGAGUUCAGGCCGGAGAGAUGGAUCACGGAGAGAGGAACGAUUAAACACGAGCCAUCGUAUAAGUUCCUGGCGUUCAACGCCGGUCCCCGGACUUGCCUGGGGAAGGAGGUGGCGUUCACGCAGCUGAAGGCGGUGGCCGCCGCCAUGCUGCAUAAUUACAAGGUGGAGCCGGCGGAGGGGCACCGCGCCACCCCUAAUGUCUCCGUCAUUCUCUACAUGAAGAAUGGAUUCAAGGUUAAGAUUUCCAGAAGAUGA